Gopherus flavomarginatus (Mexican gopher tortoise) is the source of this 3742-nucleotide messenger RNA. It is a transcript of the gene NPRL2, whose product is annotated as NPR2 like, GATOR1 complex subunit. Bases 1792 to 2358 code for a protein of 188 amino acids. Gene Ontology annotation, biological process: positive regulation of autophagy; Ras protein signal transduction; negative regulation of TORC1 signaling. The record is from RefSeq and is a predicted model, not a curated record. Gene Ontology annotation, cellular component: microtubule cytoskeleton; GATOR1 complex; nucleus. The transcript has 5 exons. Gene Ontology annotation, molecular function: GTPase activator activity. NCBI's taxonomy places the organism in Eukaryota, Metazoa, Chordata, Testudines, Testudinidae.
CGUGAUGACUUAAUGCCAUUGGGAGGGGGCGCUGCUGCCAGGGCCUUCCUCUCCCUUUCCAAGAGGGUGCACCCCCUUUUUCCUGGGUCCAGCAUACAGUGAGUACCCAUGGAUGCCCAGUAUCCAUUACGCCCUGGCGCAGUAUCCUGUGCCAGUGCUCCAGGCUGCCCCUCUUUGACCUGUGCUGAUUGUUACAUGUGGCUUGUGCAGGUGGGCUGGGCAUCACACCACCCCUUCAGGUGCCGCAUAGGGGCCUCUUCCUGCAUAUGUGGACUAACUCCCCGGGGACCUCCAGGGCUAAAUGCGCAAGCAACUGAGCGACAGAGCUGAGGCUGCUUAGCUUGGGCUGUGGUAGAUCCUCCUGUGUGGCUUGGCACGGGUGAGGGGGCCCGUAACACACCCUCGCUCUGUGCAUCUCUGUUGCCGUUACCCAGUAACUAACCAGCCCUGUGAUAUUUCCGUUGUGGAGCAGCAGAGCCAACCUCAAAGCUGUUCUAAGUAAAACAAGGCUGAUCUGAGCAAAGCUGCAGCUACUCCCCUAGCUGGGCUUGGAGCAGCUGAAGGUAGUGGUGUGGGGAAGGCAUGUGAGAUACCUUGGCAGGGCAUGCCCCCUUGUGUGUGGGGAACACUAUUGCUGCCCUAGCAUUAGCUGGCAGGGAAUGUCUGGAGCUAGGGGUGCCUGCAGGAGGCGCUGUGGCAUUGGAGCAGGGAGUGAUGCGUUAUGUCAUGUCCCAGAAAAUGGGCCUUGGAGAAAAUUCCCUUUGUUCUGUAAACAGGAUGCCAGUGUCCCUCCCUGUGACUUUUCAUCCUUCAGCCACGAGCUGUGCACCCCACCCUCGCAGGCUUCCGCCUGCCCUGGUCCUCAGGAUACAGAGAUUUCCCCCUUUAGUUCCUUGGAUCUGAUCUCUGCACAUGGGAAACACGCUCCACCCUGAUGCACACCCAUGUUCCCACAUCCUGUCGGAGAGUAGCCGGGCUGGGUUUUGUAAGCCUCUGCCUAAACUGCUGUAGGCCUGGUUGCAGAGCAGAGCUUCCCACCCAUGGAAUUACAGUUGUGGACAGAGAACAGUGCUAGUAACUUGCACUUAAUGCAUUGUUUCCCAAAGGCUACAUGGAUGAGGCAAAAUCCACAUGACCCAACCUCCUUCCCAGGCUCAGGGGCAGCCAGACGUUGGGCCGGGGGCAGCAGUCCUUGUUUAACAGAGAACAUUACAACCAUAGCAUGCAGGAGUUUGAAGCAACUUUGCACUUCCUGUCCUAAAUGUGACCUGGGAAGACAAGCAGAAUACUAGGCAUUGGCUCCAUUUUUUGGGGGGGGAGGGGGGACUGCUUCUGUAGGAAGAACAGGAAUGUGCAGUUGUCUCCCCUGCUUUUGCUGGAGAUGUCCCUGGAAGACUCGAGAACUGGGGUGUGACUAAGUGGGGAUUUUCCCUUGUUAUGUUGUAUGUGAGUCUUACUGUUUUGCAUGAAUGCUGUGUGCCUCAGUUUCCCUGUGUAUUGUACCAAUGUCUGCUGGUGGGAAUAAGGGUGUUUGACUUUUGCGGAGGCUGCUCCAGCUGCCUGUACGGAUGCCAUGGCCACCUCUUCUUAACCUGAGACCCAGGAGGGGGAUGCAACUAGGUGACUCUUGGCCCAGGAAACGAGACAAAGGCUGGAGGAGGAGCAACAGGCAGGGCAGGGGCCAGGCAGCUGGAAGAUGAGCAGAUUGACUGGGAGAAGCCGGUUCUGACCCAAGCCGAGAUCGAGCAGAAGAUAAAGGAAUACAACAGCCAGAUCAACAGCAACCUCUUCAUGAGCUUGAACAAAGAUGGCUCCUACACUGGCUUCAUCAAGGUGCAGCUGAAGCUGAUUCGGCCUGUCUCAGUGCCAGCCAGCAAGAAGGCGCCCUCCAUUCAGGACGUCAAUAAGGCACCGCGCUCCCAGGUGGUGACGCGCCGCACGUCCUUCUACCUGCCCAAGGACACGGUCAAGCACCUGCACAUCAUCUCCCGCACCCGCGCCAGCGAGGUCAUCGAGGCCCUGCUCAAGAAGUUUAUGGUAGUCGACAACCCCCGCAAGUUCGCUCUCUUUGAGCGAGCUGAGAAGGAUGACCAAGUGUACCUGCGGAAGCUCUCAGAUGAGGAGCAGCCUCUGCAUCUCCGGCUGCUGGCUGGCCCCAACGAGAAGGUCCUCAGCUUUGUUCUGAAGGAGAACGAGACCGGAGAGGUCAAUUGGGACGCCUUCAGUAUGCCUGAGCUGCACAACUUCCUGCGCAUCCUGCAGCGCGAGGAGGAGGAGCACGUCCGGCAGAUCCUGCACAAGUACGCCCGCUGCCGCCAGAAGAUGCAGGAGGCACUGACUACCCGCACCCCGGGCUGAGCCACUCUGUCCCAGACCUGACACUCCAACCGACACCAGGUGGCUAGGAGAAGAGGAGGCGAGGCGAGGCGGAUGUGGACGGAUCUGCUCCAGGACUAUGCUUGUGGGUCGGGAGCUCCCCUGCGUGGGUGCAGGGAGGUGGGGGGGGGAGUGUGGGAGGGGGUGGCGGAGGAAUAGGCUGUGGGUGUCUCCCCCGCAGGGGCCCCCAGUGCGGUGUGAGGCACAAGUGUGAGCGAUGGAGGGGCUGUGUGGAAGGGGACAUUUCCCUAGGGGGGUGGGGUGAACUGCCCCCCCAUCAUGUGUGCAUAUAUGUGGGGCUGCUGGGUCACUGCUGGGAUGGCUGCUUCUGGCUGCGCCUUGGGGAGAGGUAGGGUGGUAGAGCCAGUCUGGGUUCAUCCUCCUGCCAGGGCCUGUGGCUCCAUUGGGCCUAGCCGUGUCCGGGGAUAGAUGGAGGCUCAAUGUGGGCCUUAAUGGCAGCCCCUGAAUCCUGUUCCCCAUUCCUGGGGGGGGGGAAGCAAUGGACUCAGAGAGUGGGAGGGCCCUUGAUCCACUCAGCCCUGCCCUGUGGCUCAUUAAGCAGGACAGCCAAGACUGCCUGAUGUAGCAAGACCCUAGUUCCCUGGACAGGUGCAGCCACAGGGUGCUGAGCUGGCAGGCAUGAGGACUCUUGAUCCAGCUGUGCUUGGGGCUGUCUGUGGAGCAAGCGCAAGGGAAUUGCUUCAGGGACCAGUGCAGCCCUCAUGACCCUGCAUCGGUUUUUCUGUUACCAAAGGUGGCCUCGGUAGAGGGCAGCAUCCAAAGGAAGGCCAGGAGAAGGAGCUCAGGGGACCACAUGGGGCAACCCCAUCGCCAAGUGUAGCCUCAAUGGAGCUGGUGCCAGGGAUGGGUCUGCCCCCAUGGGUAUCCUGGAGAAGAAGCCCCGGGCUCUGUUGCCUGGCAAGGUCCAUCAUGUGAAUGGAGGGAUGGCACCCAGCAAGCUCAGUGAAUCCUGGCGGGAGCAUGGGCAAAUAGCAACAGCAAGUAGCUAGCAUUGGAGUGAGAGAGGUGGUAGCCCUAGCCUUGGACAGGCCCUAACCCUUCCCUGGAGGAGCAGCAGGCCCUCUGGUGCCGAGGGAGCUGGGGCACUGGUGCAGGACUGCUAAGCUGCAGUGAAGCAACCGAGCCACUCCCCAUGAGCGUGUGGGACCUGAGGCCAUGCGAAUGUAUCUGAGAGGCUGCCUGCUUUGCAGGGGGGCCUCGCUUGGGGAUUUGAGUUUUUCAGUGAAUGUUUUUGAACUUGACUCUGUCGAAUGUCCCGAGCUUCGAGGGGGGCCGCGCUCCCUGGAGGCUCGGCCUGUGCAUGGUGCUGGCUCUGUGUGGAUCAAUAAAUGAUUUGGGGCAAGGC